Sphenostylis stenocarpa is the source of this 399-nucleotide messenger RNA. The record is from the annotation of a GenBank genome assembly. Lineage: Eukaryota; Viridiplantae; Streptophyta; Magnoliopsida; Fabales; Fabaceae.
AUGGAGAAGAAGUUAAGGGUAAAGAAGAAAGUAUGGAUGGGGAAGAAGUUUGGGAUGGAGAAGAAGUUUGGGAUGGAGGAGAAGUUUGGAAUGGAGGAGAAGAACCGAAGUAUGGAGAAGAAAUUAAGGAAGAAGAAGGUUAGGAAGGAGACGAAGUCAAGGAAGAAGAAGUUUUGGAUGGAGAAGAAGUUAAGGAUAAAGAAGAAAGUAUGGAUGGGGAAGAAGUUUGGGAUGGAGAAGAAAAUGAAGUUAAGGAAGCAGAAGAAGUUAAGGAGGAUGGAGAAGAAGUUAGGGAAGGAGAAAAAGUUAAGAAUGAAGAACAAGUUAGGGAAGGAGAAGAAGUUAAGGAUGGAGAACAAGUUAGGGAAGGAGAAGAAGAAGUUAAGGAUGGAGAAGUAG